AGAAGUGUGAUCCGUUUUAUUGCUCCUUUUGGUUUUGCUGUAAAUGUAAAAUUGUUUGGAUGUGGUGUUCUGGUCGUAAGUGGCUUUCUGUUGCGAGGUAACUCCCUACAUCAUGCGUUAGUUGAGAUUCCCUACAUCAAGCUGUCCUUACUCUUUACGUUUACCAUGUGCGUGUUGUUAGGUUGCCAUCCGGCUACAACAAAGUCGUCCUCUUCCCUCGGUCAGUUUUUUCUUUUUUUUGUUUUCCAUCAGCGUAUAUAUCGUUUUGCGCACAUAUCGCCAACAAUGUGGGAGCUAUAAUUCAUUCGCUCACUCCCCCACCCAUUCUUUGAUGUGUAUCCGGUGGCUUUCAGUUUCAGUCGUUGUCUUCUUCGUGGGAGCUAUAAUUCAAUAUCGAUGGAAAAAAGUAGGCGCUUUUAAAUCAAUGCGAAACGACUAUUACGACGCGAACGGCCGCAACCUGCAACGGGUUAAAGAGUCAGGAGCGUUUAGAUUUAAACUCAUGCUGAAAAUAAUUGCGACCUGCAGCAGGAGUCAGUCUUUUUAAAAUAUAGAUAGAUCAUUUUGUUGUUGUUUAUUAUAGUUUUCAGCUUUAGUGCAAUUCUAUAGUCUACCAACUGAGAAACCAACCGUCUGGGCCGGAGCCCCUGUCUCUAAAGAAACAAAGACUCUCACUCGCAGCUUGCUCGUAAGAUUUAAUUUUCAUAAGAAGAAACGACUACACUAGAAAAAAUAUCAGCUACGGUCGAAACUUGAAAUAGCG
Molecule: messenger RNA, 763 nt
Organism: Amoebophrya sp. A120
Lineage: Eukaryota; Dinophyceae; Syndiniales; Amoebophryaceae
Source: the annotation of a GenBank genome assembly